Molecule: messenger RNA, 3364 nt
Organism: Conger conger (European conger)
Lineage: Eukaryota; Metazoa; Chordata; Actinopteri; Anguilliformes; Congridae
Gene: actr3b
Product: actin related protein 3B
Exons: 12
Coding region: 225-1481 (418 amino acids)
Cellular component (GO): actin cortical patch
Molecular function (GO): actin filament binding
Source: RefSeq, a predicted model, not a curated record
UCUAUUUUUUUCCUCAGCUGCCUUUGACUCGGGAAGUAUUCCCCGUCAUAUACGAAAUAACGGUGCAUGCGUUUUCAACCACAGCAGUAGUAAGCUGAGCCAAACUGUAUGCAGUUAAGUUUUAAGUUUGUUGAUAGCUACAUUUGCUCAUUUGCGUUGUCUACUGAGUGUAGCUUGUGACAAUUAGCUAAUGCUGUUUUAUCAGUAUUUUCGUCAUUCUGAGCAUGGCAGUACAGUUACCUCCUUGCGUGAUUGACUGUGGAACUGGAUACACCAAGAUUGGAUAUGCUGGGAAUACUGAGCCACAAUUUAUUAUGCCAUCCUGUAUAGCUGUGAGAGAAUCAGCUGGGGUAGGAGACCAGGCACAGAGACGUCUGAUGCGUGGGGUGGAUGAUUUAGACUUCUUCAUAGGCGAUGAAGCUAUUGAUAAGCCCAACUAUGCAACCAAGUGGCCAAUCAGGCAUGGCAUCAUCGAGGACUGGGACUUAAUGGAAAAGUUCAUGGAGCAAAUCAUAUUCAAGUACCUACGUGCUGAACCCGAAGACCAUAACUUUCUCAUGACAGAGCCUCCACUGAACACCCCUGAAAACCGAGAAUACCUGGCAGAAAUCAUGUUUGAGACCUUUAAUGUUCCUGGGCUCUAUAUUGCUGUGCAGGCGGUUUUGGCCUUGGCUGCUUCCUGGACCUCCAGGCAAGUUGGAGAACGAACACUGACGGGGAUUGUGAUCGACAGCGGGGACGGAGUCACUCACGCUAUACCUGUGGCUGAGGGCUACGUUAUUGGAAGCUGCAUUAAACACAUCCCCAUCGCAGGCCGGGACAUCACAUACUUCAUACAGCAGCUGUUGAGAGAGAGGGAGGUCGGAAUCCCUCCAGAGCAGUCCCUGGAGACCGCUAAGGCAGUCAAGGAGAGAUAUUGUUAUAUUUGCCCUGAUAUUGUGAAGGAAUUUACAAAGUAUGACACAGAUCCAGGAAAAUGGUUGAAGAAGUACAGGGGUAUUAAUGCUAUCAACAAAAAUGAAUUCCAUAUAGAUGUUGGAUAUGAAAGGUUCCUUGGACCAGAAAUAUUUUUUCACCCAGAGUUUGCCAACCCUGAUUUCAUGCAGCCCAUUUCAGAUGUAGUGGACGAGGUCAUUCAGAACUGUCCGAUAGAUGUCAGGAGGCCACUCUACAAGAACAUCGUCCUGUCAGGGGGGUCCACCAUGUUCCGUGACUUCGGCCGGCGGGUGCAGCGGGAUUUGAAGCGCGUGGUGGACGCGCGGCUGAAGCUGAGCGAAGAGCUGAGCGGCGGUAGGAUAAAGCCCAAGCCGAUGGAGGUCCAGGUCAUCACCCACCACAUGCAGCGCUACGCGGUCUGGUUCGGAGGCUCCAUGCUGGCUUCCACCCCCGAGUUCCUCCAAGUGUGUCACAGUAAGAAAGACUACGAGGAGUACGGCCCGAGCAUCUGCCGCCACAACCCUGUCUUUGGCGUGAUGUCAUAAGGAACGGGCUCUGGCCAUUACUGCGGCAGUGCACGCUCAACAAUAGUCGGAAUGCACCAAUGGAGAGGAGGACCGGUGACCUCAGGUUCCGGGAAGAAAAACACUGGAGGCAUUGUUGGUAAAGCCAUAAACAUGGACGACUGUUUUCUAGACUUGUUGAGGAAGACUUGUUGACUACUAUGGCACUGCAAUCUUUCACUUCGAGUAAUGAAUUGAAACACAAGUUGACUUUUUUUUGUUUGUUAUUCUUUUGUGUCAGUUUGGCUGUGGUUGAAAAAUAAAGCUGAGGGUGGGGAGGAAUUAUAGUAUAAUUUUUAUUGCCUAAAUUCCUUAUUGAAAGUUAUGGACAAAGCACAUUAAGGGCUAUAUUGAAUUACCCUGUUUUUGUGUAAUGUGUUAAGCCCCGGCUGUAGAGCUUGACUGCAUUGUUUUAUGGGGAUUAUUUAUUAAUCAAAUUAAAACAAAAUGUGAGGCACCCAAAGGUAGUCUUAUAGCAUCCCUUUUCACAAAAUAUAGAAUAUUAGGUUUUAUAUAUAUACAGUGCAGUCAAUAAGUAUUUGGACAGUGUUACAAUGUCUGUUCUUCUGGCUCUGUACUCCAGCACGUUGGAUUUGAAAAAAAUCAAUGGAUAUGACGUUGAAGUGCAGACUAUCACCUUAUUUACAUAUUCAUAUCAAUAUUGGGUGAUCUGUGUUUCAUUUUAUUUAUAUUCUGAUUUGUCAGGUCUUUUGGGGUUAUUCUUCAUUAUUGUGAGAAUUGAGUCAUUUCAGUCAUUAACUGUAGACGUCUUCAUUGGCCUACCAACCUCUUUGCAAUUACUGAGCUCACCAGUGCUCUCUUUCUUCUUAAUGAUAUUCCAGAUUGUUUAUUGUGGCAAGCCAUUUGUUUCGCCUAUGUCUCCUACUGAUUUUAUUCUUAUUUCUCAGCCUAAUAACGGCUUCCUUGACAAUCAUUGGCAAAACUUUGGUCUUCAUGCUGACAAACGGCAAUAACAGACUGCAAAGGCAAUCAAAAGCCUAGAAUUGAGACUCUUUCUUAUACUUAUAAGGAAGCAAUUUAAAACACCUGUCAAAUCAGAAACAGCUGAGAAGCCAACUGUCCAACUACUUUUGGUCCCCUAAAAUGGGAGACUGUAUAAAAAUGUAUGCACUUCCGACACAAAUCACCCACUGUUGACUACAUUACAUUUUACAGUUUAUUAGACUAAGCAGGAGACAAUCCUCACCUGGAGCAAUGCAGGGUUAAGAGCCUUGCUCAAGGGCCCAACGGCUAAGAUCCAACGGAUCUUAUUGUGGCUACACCGGGGAUUGCACCACCGACCAUGUGGGUCCCAGUCAUUUACCUUAACCAUUACACUACAGGCCGCCAUGAUUGAUGCUCCGAUCCUCCAGUUAAAGGUGUCUGUCUGCUUUUAAACCUCAUAUUCAUGGAUUCAUUUCAAAUCUGUGGUACCGAGCCAAAAGAACCUCACUGUAAAUACUAUAUAUCAGAAUUAGUUUAUAUUUAUAAGAAGAAAAUUGUUUAACAUAGUAUGGAGUUAUUUUCCGGAUGAUGUGCAGUACCUUAUUGAUUUGAAAUGCAGUGCGUAGUUUCCACUGGGAAAAAAAACAAUCAAGAUGUGUAUAGUUAAAUGAGUUAUAUUUAAUACAUUCUUUUGUCAUCCAUAGUUUUAAGAGAAUGGAUUGAUCUUCAUUUGUUUAAAAAAUAUAUAUAAAAUCUGUUCUUAUUUAUUGCCUGAAGCAUAUAUUUAUAUUUUAUUUAUUGAGCUAUUGUGUACUAUGGUAGAACCCUGAGGGUAAAUUAUUUAAGGAAUUUGUGUUUGGCUGAAGAGAAAAAUCAAUUGCUGUAUUUAGUUAAUAUUAAUAAAGGCACUUUUCACAUUU